Messenger RNA from Gossypium raimondii (Peruvian cotton), 1167 nucleotides. Its product is annotated as protein PAT1 homolog. Gene Ontology annotation, biological process: deadenylation-dependent decapping of nuclear-transcribed mRNA; P-body assembly. NCBI's taxonomy places the organism in Eukaryota, Viridiplantae, Streptophyta, Magnoliopsida, Malvales, Malvaceae. The record is from RefSeq and is a predicted model, not a curated record. Bases 1 to 1167 code for a protein of 388 amino acids. Gene Ontology annotation, molecular function: RNA binding. Gene Ontology annotation, cellular component: P-body. The transcript has 3 exons.
AUGAAGAAGAAGUCAGAAUCGAAAAGGGAAACCGAUUACAUGCAGAAUCAGCAGAGUGAAACAAAUCUGGAGGGGAUUAACUUACCAACAAGGAAAUCGGUAGAGGCUAGAAGGAACAGAAGAGAAACGGGGAAGCAGAUGGGAGGGUAUAACAGGGAUGGUUCAUCUGCUGCCGAAUGGACACAUGAGGAGGAAUUUCCUCACUGGCUUGAUCAGCAGCCAAUUGAAACUGAAAGUAUUCCUGAUGGCAAACGCUGGUCAUCACAACCAUUGGCCAAUUUGGAUGCAAAGCAUCUCUACAGGACAUCCUCGUACCCUGAGCAGCAGCAGCAACUGCAACAACAACAACAACAGUACCACCAACAUUUCUCUAGUGAACCAAUUUUAGUUCCAAAAUCUUCUUAUAUUUCUUACCCUCCCCCCGAUGGCAGAUCUCCUCAGGCGUCACCAAACCAACAUUCUGGACACCUAAAUAUUCCUUAUAUGGCUGGUGGACCACAGAUGGCAUCUUCACCCAACCUCUCUGGCUUCCCAAAUUCUCAGCUUCAACUGCCAGGCUUACACCAUGGGCCAAAUUAUCGUGGGAAUAUGCCUCAAUUUGCUCCUGGUCCGUCUGUCAGUAGUCAGCCGUCAAAUCAAUGGGGGAGCCGGCCAAAAGUGUAUGGAGAUAAUUCCAGUGUUUUGAACAAUAUGUUGCAGCAACAGUUAACUCAUCAAAAUGGUUUGAUUCCACCGCAGUUAAUGCCACAGCUGCAGUCGCACCAGCAGAGACUGCAGCAUCCUGUUCAGCCUUCAUUUAGCCACUUUUCUGGGAUUCAGUCACAACAAUUUAAUCCUCAUCUUUCUCCGUCCCCACCUGUAAUGAACAAGGUUGAAGCUAUACUUGGUAUUGGUGAUCUGAGAGAUCAAAGAGCCAAAUCAGCUCAGAAAGGUAGGCAGAGUCUACGAGGCUUUGACAGUGGGGCGCUGAAGAGUGAUUUUGGAUGGCCUCAGUUUACAUCCAAAUACAUGGAUCUUCCUCCCGGAGCACGUGCGAAUACUGAGCCUCAUGCUUUUCUCCAGGUUGAUGCUCUUGGGAGGCUUCCUUUCUCUUCAAUUCGCAGGCCUCGCCCUGUUCUCCAAGUUGACCCUCCAAAUGGGUUAGUAUGUGGGUUAUUUCGAGUUUGA